GACGGACACGUUUACAGUGUGACUCUUAGCUCAGGGUGACAGCAGCCUCGUGUUUAACUUGAAUUAUUCUGUUAUAAUUAAAGUUUCGGAUGUCUUAGUUUGGCACAGACACGCGGGUAAAGAGGAGGAAACAUCACGCAGCGUCACGAACUCUGACCCCGGAAGUGAAGCGCGUGUCGGUGGAUUUUGUUGGAGAUUAGCAUUAGCAUCGGAGCUAACAGACUCGAACCUUCAGGACCGCAGCGCAUUUCCGGAGUUUUGUCACAGUCUGAGUCUCAGCCGCCCCGGGACAGUCUGACAUGUCCGGCCCGUCGUCCUACGCCGUGAGGAUGGCUCGUCUCGGCGCGCAGAUCUUCGGGGAGGUGGUGCGGCCCACGGACACUCGGUCUCUGAAGGUGGUGCGUCUGUUCCGAGAGCAGCCUCUGGCCAAACGCAAAGAGGUGUACGACUGGUACCCGCAGCACAAGAUCUACUACGCCAUGACCCAGAAACUCCGCUUCCUCGGCCUCUUCAGGGAUGAACACGAGGACUUUAAAGAGGAGAUGCGGCGUCUGCGCAAACUCAAAGGAAAAGGAACGCCCAAAAAAGGAGAAGGGAAGCGAGCCACCAAGAAGAAAUGACUCGACUGAGCCCGAGUCGAGUCCACGUGUGUUUGUGUGUGUUUGAGUCGAGUCCACGUGUGUUUGUUUGAGUCGAGUCCACGUGUGUGUGUUUGAGUCGAGUCCACGUGUGUUUGUGUUUGUGUUUGUUUGAGUCGAGUCCACGUGUGUUUGUGUGUUUGUUUGAGUCGAGUCCACGUGUGUUUGUGUGUGUUUGAGUCGAGUCCACGUGUGUUUGUGUGUGUUUGAGUCGAGUCCACGUGUGUUUUUGAGUAAAUAAACAAAAUGUUCAAAUGCUC
This is a messenger RNA of Periophthalmus magnuspinnatus, 898 nucleotides long. It is a transcript of the gene mrps33, whose product is annotated as mitochondrial ribosomal protein S33. Gene Ontology annotation, cellular component: mitochondrion. Bases 300 to 620 code for a protein of 106 amino acids. Lineage: Eukaryota; Metazoa; Chordata; Actinopteri; Gobiiformes; Gobiidae. The record is from RefSeq and is a predicted model, not a curated record. The transcript has 3 exons.